Molecule: messenger RNA, 2248 nt
Organism: Odontomachus brunneus
Lineage: Eukaryota; Metazoa; Arthropoda; Insecta; Hymenoptera; Formicidae
Gene: Aldh-III
Product: aldehyde dehydrogenase, dimeric NADP-preferring
Exons: 14
Coding region: 251-1903 (550 amino acids)
Biological process (GO): aldehyde metabolic process
Cellular component (GO): cytoplasm
Molecular function (GO): aldehyde dehydrogenase (NAD+) activity
Source: RefSeq, a predicted model, not a curated record
AUUUAUCCUAGACUUCAGCUCAAGUCUCUAAAGACAGUCGAUCAAUAGACACGUUCAUGCAUACUUCUAGAAUAAUUGCUGUUGUCAACGUCUGAGUAUUGGAAAUAGUGAAUGGGUUUGCAACGAGGAUACACGACAAUCGGGAUUAUCGGAAAAUAGUGAGUCUGCACAAUAGUUACAGUUCAGAAAUAGUGACAUAACGUGAUAGACGCAUGCAUCGUGAACUAUCAGGUGAAGUGAUUCAGGAACUAUGGCUAGCACGGAAGAAGUGAUGAUAAACAUUCCAAUAGAUGAUACUAAUACUCUAAAGGCAGAGAAGACAAACGACAACGACGUUUGCCUCAUUGACAUUGAAGAAUCGACUACUUCUGAAUCGUCGCAUACUAACGGCAAGCAUAUUACGAACUACAGUGACUUGGUCCAACAAACACGGGAUGUAUACAACAGUGGCAAAACCAGACCGAUAGAAUGGAGAAUAAAACAACUAAAGCAAAUCUCGCGUAUGUUAAAGGAGACUAUGGCGCAUAUCGUAGCAGCGUUAGAGACGGACUUACGUAAAUCUAAGUUCGAGUCGUUUAUUGCGGAAAUAAACUUCGUACUACAAGAUAUUAAAUACACGCUCAUGCAUAUUAAAGAAUGGGCGGCAACGGAAAAACCAUCUAAAGGAUUAGCGUUCGUUUUUGACUCGGUGGAAAUUCGGAAGGAACCUUAUGGAGUUGUGCUGAUCAUCGGCGCAUGGAAUUACCCUCUUCAACUGGCAUUGAAUCCUCUGAUAGGUGCAAUUGCAGCUGGAAACUGCGCGAUCCUGAAGCCAUCCGAAGUGGCGCCGGCUACAUCGAAAUACUUGUGUGAGACCAUUCCAAAAUAUCUGGACACGGAGUGUUACCAUGUGGUAGCUGGAGGAAUCUCCGAAACGACAGAGAUUCUCAAACAACGUUUUGAUUACAUCUUUUACACCGGAUCUACGGCGGUCGGAAGAAUCGUGCGGGAGGCUGCCAAUAAAUAUCUCACGCCUGUUACAUUGGAGCUGGGUGGCAAAAGUCCUGUAUACAUAGACAUGACGGCGGACAUUGAGAUAGCGACGAAACGCAUUUUGUGGGGCAAAUGCAUGAACAGCGGUCAGACUUGCAUCGCUCCCGAUUACAUACUGUGCACACCCGAAGUGCAGAACAAAUUCAUCGAAACAGCUAAAAAAGUCCUGACGGAAUGGUAUGGUGAAAAUCCGCGAGAAAGUCCCGAUCUCGUACGCGUAAUCACGGACAAACAUUACCAACGGCUUAUCGAUUUAUUAAACAACGGUAAGGUCGUUGUAGGCGGUAAUGCAAAUGCUACAGAGAGGUUUAUCGAGCCCACGAUACUCGUUGAUGUCAAACCGACGGAUCCUGUUAUGCAACAUGAGAUUUUUGGCCCGAUAUUGCCAAUAAUAAAUGUUAAUAACGCGUACGAAGCAAUUGAAUUCAUCAAUAAUCGUGAACAUCCACUUGUACUAUACAUAUUUUCGAACAACAAAGGAAUGCGAGAUCUCUUCGUUGACCAGACUCGUAGUGGAGCGGUAUGCGUUAACGACACAUUAAUGCAUUUUGCUGUUGAAACCUUGCCUUUUGGAGGUAUAGGAAACUCUGGUAUGGGUGCCUAUCAUGGAAAAUAUUCGUUCGAUACGUUCACGCACAACAAGGGCUGUUUGUUCAGAACGUUUAACAAAUUGGCAGAAAAUUUGGCUACGUGUCGUUACCCACCAUAUUCUGAUACCAAACUGAAUAUACUGCGACAGUUACUUGAACAAAGAGCAGGUAUACCGGGUCUGAAGUAUUUGCCUUAUUUACUCAUGUUCGGUUUUGGAGUGCUCGCUACGAUCGGAUACAAAGCUUUAUCAAAGGAAUAUAACUACCCGGGAGAGGAGUAACUACUUGGCUUAUAUGACUCGGCAUUUUAUUAACGAAAGGCAUGUGCAAAAUACAUUUAUCUCAAAUAUUAUGUACAACAAAGCAUGAAUAUUUUUGUACUAUAUUUAACUUUCUACACAUUGUAUUUAUAGUAAGUGCAUUUAUUACACAAAUAGAUAUAUUAUACAAAUCUAUUAUUAUAAUAUAUUACAUAAAUAUAUUGGAUUUAUUGGGAAAAAUAUCAAAGGGGUUAUCUCCUCGCCUAUAGGCAGGAAUUUUUGAUUGCAGUAUCUAAAAGUUAGCUCUGAAUAUAUAUUGUAUAAAAUAUUAGAUAACAGAUUAAAUCUUUAAUUUGUACGUAUGUA